This is a messenger RNA of Pteronotus mesoamericanus, 1906 nucleotides long. Its product is annotated as zinc finger protein 420-like. Gene Ontology annotation, molecular function: RNA polymerase II cis-regulatory region sequence-specific DNA binding; DNA-binding transcription factor activity, RNA polymerase II-specific. The transcript is spliced from 4 exons. NCBI's taxonomy places the organism in Eukaryota, Metazoa, Chordata, Mammalia, Chiroptera, Mormoopidae. The record is from RefSeq and is a predicted model, not a curated record. The coding region runs from base 146 to 1906 and encodes 586 amino acids. Gene Ontology annotation, biological process: regulation of transcription by RNA polymerase II.
AGUCCUCAUCCUUCUGCCGUGAGUGUGCUGGAAGCAGAUUAAGAGGCUGUGCAGACGCCUUUGCAGGCACAUCCUCAGAAUGCAGACGUGACCCCUGUAGCGUAUCGUCGCCGGAGAAAAGAACCCAGAGCAGAACCAGGACGCCAUGGCUGCUGCUCAGGGAUUGUUGACCUUCAGGGACGUGUCAGUAGAUUUCUCUCAAGAGGAGUGGGAGUGCCUGGACCCAGCUCAGCAGAAGUUGUACAGGGAUGUGAUGUUGGAGAACUACAGGAACCUGGUCUCCCUGGGUCUUGUUGUUUCUAAGCCUGUCCUGAUUACCUUUUUGGAGCAAAUGAAGGAGUGCUGGGAUAUGCAGGGAAGAAAGUUAAUAUGCAUCCAUGCAGGUAGAGAGACGUUCUAUGAAUGUAAAGCAUGUGGUAAAUCCUUUAAAUGGAACUCAUGUCUUAUUGAACAUGAGAAAAGAAUUCAUUCUGGCGAGAAACCUUACAAAUGCAGAGAAUGUGGUGAAGACUUUAGCCAGUCCUCAGACCUUACCCAACAUCAGAAAAUCCAUGCUCGAGAAAAGUCUCAUAAAUGUAGAGAAUGUGGCAAAGCCUUUAGCCAGUCCUCAGACCUUACUAAACAUCAGAAAAUUCAUACUGGAGGGAAGCCUUAUAAAUGUAGAAAAUGUGGCAAAGCCUAUAGACAAUUCGCACACCUUACUUAUCAUCAGAUAAUUCAUACUGGAGAAAAGUCUUAUAAAUGUAAAGAAUGUGGUAAAACCUUUAGCAAGUCCUCAAAGCUCACUCGUCAUCAGAAAACUCAUACCCGUGAGAAGCCUUAUAAAUGUAGAGAAUGUGGUAAAGCCUUUAGCAAGUCCUCAAAGCUCACUUGUCAUCAGAAAACUCAUACCCGUGAGAAGCCUUAUAAAUGUAGAGAAUGUGGUAAAGCCUUUAGUCACUCCUCAUCCCUUACUAAACAUCAGAAAAUUCAUACUGGAGAGAAGCCUUAUGGAUGUAGAGAAUGUGGCAAAGCCUUUAGGCAGUCCAUUCACCUUACUGAACACCAGAAAAUUCAUACUGGAGAGAAGCCUUACAAAUGUAGAGAAUGCGGUAAAGCUUUUAGCCGGUCUUCCUACCUUACUCAACAUCAGAAAAUUCAUACUGGAGAGAAACCUUAUGGAUGUAGAGAAUGUGGUAAAGCUUUUAGCCAGUCCUCAUAUCUUACUAAACACCAGAAAAUUCAUACUGGAGAAAAGCCUUAUAAAUGUAGGGAAUGUGGCAAAGCCUAUAGGCAGUUCACACACCUUACUUAUCAUCAGAUAAUUCAUACUGGAGAAAAGUCUUAUAAAUGUAAAGAAUGUGAUAAAGCCUUUAUCCAGUAUUCGUACCUUACUGAACAUCAGAAGAUUCAUUCUGGAGAGAAGCCUUACAAAUGUAGAGAAUGUGAUAAAGCCUUUAGCACGGCCUCAAAGCUUGCUUGUCAUCAGAAAAUUCAUACUAGUGAGAAGCCUUACACAUGUAGAGAAUGUGGUAAAGUCUUUAGUCACUCAUCAUCCCUUACUAACCAUAAGAAAAUUCAUACUGGCGUGAAGCCUUAUAAAUGUACAGAAUGUGGCAAAGCCUUUACGCAGUCCAUUCACCUUACCCAACAUCAGAACCUUCAUACUGGAGAGAAACCUUAUAAAUGUCUAGAAUGUGGUAAAGCUUUUAGCCAGUCCUCAUGCCUUACUCAUCAUCAAAAAAUUCAUACUGGAGAGAAGCCUUAUAAAUGUACAGAAUGUGGUAAAGCCUUUAGCCAGUCUUCAUACCUUGCUCAACAUCAGAAAAUUCAUUCUGGAGAGAAGCCUUAUAAAUGUAGAGAAUGUGGUAUGGCCUUUAGCCGGUCUUCAAACCUUAAUCGACAUCAGAAAAUUCACAUUGGAUAG